AUGAAAAAUCUCACGGACGACUACAUCAACCCGGAGUUCAAUAGAACUGAUGAAUUCCUCACCGAAUUUAAGACCGCGUGCAAGUUUGGAGAAAACUGUCUUCUCCGCGGAAUGAUUGAUAUUUCAUUCUUCCGAUAUCAAUACUUUGAAGCAUUUGAUAUGGGGCUGAGAAGACAGUUGGUUGAUGUGACAUUUAUCGGCGGGAUUUGUGCUAAUGCAAUUUUUGACGAUGAUGUCGAAGCCAUCGAAAAAUAUACUCAACGAAUUGUUGAAAACGGUUCUCUAAUAUCAUCGAGGACAAAAUCAGCGUGGCCAGCGGCGCAUAAUCAGAUUCUGAAAGACAGGAUUAUGGAGGUGUUAAAACCAGAACGAAUUCGUAAAAAUGGUGCCUUGGAUAGCGUAGCUUGGGGCGCGGAGGCCGAAUUCCCCGCGUUAGGACUACGCAGUCAGCUAUGGGACGCAGAAAACGUGACACAGAUUGCUGAUACAUUGAAAAAGAAGAUUGGCGAAGAACUCGUCACGGAAGAAGAUUUUCAUUGCUUGGCUAUCGUCCGUAAAUGGGGACCAAUAUUUUGCGAAUCGUGUACGAAAAUUGAAGAUGGAACAGCAUCAUAUGGUGUCGACCCUAUGCAUGGCAUCACGACAUUGAGCUACAAGAAAGAAGGCACUCAUUUAAGAGGUUCGCAGGAGAUUAAAUUCUAUUUUUUUGCC
Molecule: messenger RNA, 711 nt
Organism: Mesorhabditis spiculigera
Lineage: Eukaryota; Metazoa; Nematoda; Chromadorea; Rhabditida; Rhabditidae
Source: the annotation of a GenBank genome assembly